Molecule: messenger RNA, 1472 nt
Organism: Gavialis gangeticus (Gharial)
Lineage: Eukaryota; Metazoa; Chordata; Crocodylia; Gavialidae
Gene: GRPEL1
Product: GrpE like 1, mitochondrial
Exons: 4
Coding region: 35-691 (218 amino acids)
Biological process (GO): protein import into mitochondrial matrix; protein folding
Cellular component (GO): PAM complex, Tim23 associated import motor
Molecular function (GO): adenyl-nucleotide exchange factor activity; protein-folding chaperone binding; protein homodimerization activity
Source: RefSeq, a predicted model, not a curated record
AGGCCAUGACCCGGCGCUGGCGCGCGGAGGAGACAUGGCGGCACGGGGUGUGCGGCUGAUGCCUUCGCGGUAUCCGCUGGUGCGCGCGGCGCUGCGGACUUCACGGUUCCUUUGUACAGCCACACAACAGAAAAGUACUAGCCAAAACUUAGAAGAGGACCAGAGUCAGAACCAAAAUGCACAGAAGACUGAACCCACCCCUGCUGAGAAGACACUAGUAGAAGAUAAAGUCAAAUUGGAAGAGCAACUAAAAGACAUGACAGAUAAGUAUAAGAGAGCUCUGGCAGACACUGAAAACUUAAGGCAAAGAAGCCAGAAACUGGUAGAAGAGGCCAAGUUGUAUGGGAUUCAGGGAUUCUGCAAGGACUUACUAGAGGUUGCUGACAUUUUGGGAAAAGCAACUGAAAGUGUUCCAGAAGAGGAACUCAGAGAUGAAAACCCUCACCUGAAGAGCCUGUAUGAAGGUCUUGUCAUGACAGAAGCACAGAUUCAGAAGGUGUUCAAAAAGCAUGGCCUGCUCAAACUGAAUCCUGUUGGAGCCAAGUUUGAUCCCUAUGAGCAUGAAGCAUUGUUUCAUGCUCCUGUGGAAGGAAAGGAGCCUGGCACCAUUGCAUUAGUAUCAAAGGUUGGCUAUAAGCUGCAUGGGCGCACCCUGAGGCCUGCCUUGGUAGGUGUCGUAAAGGGACCUUAGCUGCUUAAUUGGUAGACAUUUAAAAAUGCCAUACAACUAUUAAAUAGAUGGAUAGUUUUCUUCCUCUGCAUCUUCUCAUCCCUGUACUUUGUGGAAGGCUUACAAUUGGCCAGUUGAGUUGCUACGGUGAAAAACAAAGUAAAUGUUAUAGAUUAAGUCACUUAAUGGACUAUAAAUAAUUUGAAGGGCCUACAAAGAACAUUUUAGAUUACAUUUCAUACUUCAGGGGAGAGCCUACAAGAGCCAUUAUGUCACCUUGCAUUUUGGAUAUAUCUUAUCUGUUAUAAUUGUAGCCGCUGAAAGUGUGUUAAUGACAAACAAAAUGUAUCCACAGAAAGAGUCAGAGCACUACUUAUAGUGAAAGCAGCCUUCAGACUCUCUGCACCUUCUUUUGUAUUGUAUUUCCUAAUAUUGAAGUAGGCACCAGCUCUCUGCAAGUGUCCAUCAACUUCCAUGAGUCAGCGAUGUUCAUCUACUACUGUCUCUGCUGGUCAGGAACUAUUUCUCUGUAUUGUCUCAUAUUCCACGAGUGGGUUGGUUUCUCUUAACAGCAGACAAUGCAACCUUUUGAGAAAUCUCAUCUAUUUAGAAGAUGGUAAAUAAAAUGCAGUGGAUACCGGACUCCCUCUGUGGCCUUUAUUCAACUCUUCAUAUUCUGUAGGAAUUAAACUCUACUCAAGAGAACCAUUAAUAUUUGUAUGGCAUUGAAGCAGAUAAAAAUAAUUUAUCCAGUCUCUGGAUUUUUGAUUUAAUACAAUAUAAAUUAGUUUAAACAAUCUUA